Messenger RNA from Exophiala bonariae, 4035 nucleotides. RefSeq lists its product as uncharacterized. The record is from RefSeq and is a predicted model, not a curated record. The transcript has 2 exons. The coding region runs from base 1 to 4035 and encodes 1344 amino acids. Gene Ontology annotation, cellular component: microtubule associated complex; spindle; cytoplasm. NCBI's taxonomy places the organism in Eukaryota, Fungi, Ascomycota, Eurotiomycetes, Chaetothyriales, Herpotrichiellaceae. Gene Ontology annotation, biological process: cytoplasmic microtubule organization; establishment of mitotic spindle orientation; nuclear migration involved in conjugation with cellular fusion. Gene Ontology annotation, molecular function: microtubule plus-end binding.
AUGCCCGAUCUCAACGUCAAGAUUGGGCAAACUAUCGAAACCAAUGAUAAAAAGCAAGGCAUAGUUCGGUAUGUCGGACCGUUGCAUAUCGCUGCGGGCGAGUGGCUCGGCCUCGAACUUCCAGACAGCUCUGGGAAAAAUGAUGGCUCUGUGAAAGGAGAGCGUUAUUUUCAGUGCACCUUCGGCCAUGGUAUCUUUGUCCGAAAGGAGUCGGCAGCUAAGAUCCUACGACAGCAACCGCCACCUACUAAACCAGCUGGAACUCCUAUGUCAAAUGGAGUCGCGACCAAAUCCCGACCUUCAAGUGUCGUCCCGGCCGAUGUAGCAAGAAAGAGGCAGAGCCUCAUGAGUGCAGGCUCUGGGUCGACAGUUGGAUCGAGGUUGUCAUUAAGGUCUCCCACAAAGUCCCCGACAAAGCCUGCCCCAUCGUCUGUCAGCUCAUCUACCUCGACACCACGAACCGGCACCCCCGCAACCACCGCAAGAACCUCUGACUCGAGUACGAAAUCUCGCACUAGUACAACAGGUCGGCCCCUGAUGGGCCCUCCCACGUCGACUUCUAGAACGAAUGCGACAAGCACAAGCAGACAGUCCAUUGGUGGUGCAUUGAAGCCCACGGCAAAUAAACCUGCCGCUCUUCCACCACGACAGUCCAUGGCAGGUUCGAGAUUAUCGCUAUCCGCCAAAGCUACACCCAAAUUCGAGAAGAGUGACGCCCAUUCCCCUAUACAAAACAAUCAACAGUCCCCACCUAUUGAAGAAGAGAGAGAUGCGAAGAUUGAAGAAACCCAUCCAGGCGAAGAUGAUGACAUCCCAUUAGAACCAACUACUAAUAAUGACAUUAUCUCACCUGUGCUGGCCACGCGCCCACACUCGGUCGCAGUCCCUCGAAACGUCUCCGUAAGUUCUAGUGCUGCUCAUGAGGAACGUGCACGACAGGCUCAGGUCAUAAAGCAGUUGGAGACCAAGAUUCGGACAUUGCAGAAACAGAGACAGGAAGAUCAAGCUCAACUACAGAGUAUCCAAGACCUCCAAAGCCAGACAACGAGAUACGAAGGUAUCAUACAGACACUACAGAAGAAACUCAAGGCAAACCAACAGGAAAUGGUCGAACUCAAGGCAAAAUACGAAGAUGCCGAAGCGCGUGCUUCCGAAGCGGCAGAACCUAGUGGUGAACACGAAUCCGAGUUGGAACUUGCGACACUUGAUAAAGAGAUGGCUGAGGAGCGUGCUAUCAUGUUCGAGACUGAAUUGGAAGCAUUGAAAUCAAAACAUGAAGAGUUGGAGCUCGAGGUCGAAAUAAUGCGAGAAGAAAACCGGGAGUUGACGUCUGUUAUGACUCCAGAAGAGAGAGCCGGUUCAGGCUGGCUCCAAAUGGAACGCGAAACAGAAAGACUGAGACAGGCCUUGGUCAUGCUUAGAGAUAUGUCUCACCAGAACGAGAGUGAUCUAAAAAGCGAGAUUAAAGAGUUGCAGCAGACUUUGGAUGAAUUGGAGCCGGUGACAUCCAAAUACGAAGAUGCUGCGGCAAAACUUAGUCGAGCUGAAGAGACUAAUACGCAUUUACGAGAACAACUGGAUGCACUUGAAUCCAAUGAUGAGAUUCUUGAGGCUAUGGGGGCCGAACGAGAUCAGAAUCGACACACAAUCGACAAUCUCAAGCGCCAGGUCCAAGAUCUUGAAGAACACAUUCAAGUUACAGAUGAGCUUGAGGCUUUUCAUGUGGAUGAGGAGAAGCGCUUGCAUUAUCAGUUGGAUGAAAGUGAAGCACUCCUCAAUGAGAGACAUCGACAAGUAGUGGAGCAAGAUAAGACAAUUGAAGAUCUAGAGUACACUCUGAACAAAUUCAGAGAUGUGGUGCAAGGAUUACAGAACGACAUUGACGAACUCCGGAGGUCUCGCGAUAUUAGUGAGCUUGAAGCUCAUGAAAUGAGCAGCAAAUCAAGAGCAAUGAUGGAUCUCAACCUCAAGCUUCAGAAUUCUGCAGCUAAAACGCAGCUCAAAGCCAUCGAUUUGGAGCUUGGAAAAAUGCGUGCAGAGCAAGCCAGUCUACAUUUGGAGAUUGUCCAGCUGUUCAUCCCGGACACGUUUGAGUCAGAUAAACAGCCAAUUAUUGCACUUCUCUGCUUUAAGAGAAUCAAAGCAAAAGCUCUCCUGGUCAAAAACAUUCUUGGUGAGAGAAUUCGAGACCGGCCAGAGCUCGUUCAAGACGGGCUUUCGAAGGCCUUUGCUGUUAUGGAACAGAUGAACUUCAUUGCCAAUUCUUGUGACCGAUUCGUGCAGCACAUGUCAUCCUGCUCCUCUGAAAGUUUCAUGAGAUUUAGCGGGGCGCCAUUCGAACUGGAACCUGUCGAGCAAUCAAUGACAAGCUGGGUAGAAGCAUUACGCCGUGAUGAGCUCGCUCAUGAUGGCGCUGAACACGUCCAUCGCAUGGCAGGUAUUUUGGUCGAUAUGGCUGAAAAACUCAUCCCCGAAAGCCAGGAGUCCAGGUCUACAGAAUUGUUGGCAUCGAUGUCUAUGGUCGAGUGCUACACUGACACCAUUGGAAGCCAAGCUCAGAUGUUGAGCAAAGCAGUACAAACCAGAUUGGGAUUACCAGAAAACGAAGACGACAACUCCGCUGUAUUCGGCAAGAAAAUGGAUCAACUCGGCAUCAAAGCAAGAACGAUCAAAUAUGUGUCGAGUAAGAUCAUUCAGUCACUUGGCGAUCUCCGAGCGAGAUCCAUGUCACCCGGUGAGGCGAUCUGGGGCUUGUUUUCGGAAACUGAGAAUCUUUCUGAACAACUAUCCAGCCUUGUCCGAGAAAUGAGUCAGACAAUUAUCGAUGACUUGAACAAGCCUGACCAUGAAGAAGAGCUCUCUUAUACUACAGUGAUGGAAAAGAUGACCUGCGCCGUUAUUGCCAUGCUACCCAAGGCUGAAAUGCAGACUUCUGCUUUCGAAGAUGUGUUCAGCGUUCUGACCAAACAGCUUCAAACGCUCCAGUCUAAGGUGGACGACUUGUAUAGCAGAUCGGCUGAUGUAAAUAACGCCCUUGAGUUUGAGAGGCUGCCAGCACCAUGGAUCGCUCGGUCGAAAGAAGUCAAGACUCAGAAAAUAGUGUCUCAAGAUCUGCAAGAAGAAAUGGCUCGGAUGAAGUCACGAAUCCAAGAGCAAACCAUUAAAGUGAGCGAGAAAGAUAGGCAACUUGAAGAACAGCAGGUCAAGAUUGAGCUUCUGGAAUCGAGAACCAAAGAAACCAAGGCCAAGGAUGACGGAGUCAAAGCGAUGAAGUCGGAGAUUGAGACACUCCGCUCAGAGAAAUCCAAAGCCGACGAGAGCUUGCAACAGCUCCAGGCUGAUUAUCAAACAUUGCUGAAGAGUCAGGAGGAUUCGAAGGUCGAGUUGGAGACCAUCAAAAAGAGCAAGGUCGCGGAUGGCCAGAGUCUCGCACUCGGGGUCGCAGACGAAUCCCGAUCGUUGCAAGUGAAGGCAGAGGCGGAUCUAUUGAGGGUCGAGCUUGCCAGCCUUGAAGCAGCUGUUCGAUUCCUGAAAUACGAAAAUCAUCGUCUACGGCUACCAAUGACCGAAGCGGGAGUGACCGCCACGAGUUUUUCAUGGCUUGACCCAGACAAGUUGAAGCCAGCCAAGGAAGCAACUCAAGUACUACAGCUACGGUCUGAAUCCAAAGACAUAUUCCGUGAGCUGAUCGACAUGGCGAAGAAGGCCCAACCAGUGAAGCUGAAGCCAAAAUCCGCGUCCGUCUCAAAGGCAACCGGCCAGCCAUCGGCCUGGAGGCCGGAAGCCGAAACAACCCUCUUCCAGGUCCUCCGGCAGAAAGAAGACUUCGAACGCUGGAAGCAAGAAAGCACCGACGUGGUGAAGCGCGCGAGGCUGAUUGGCCGGUCGCCUCAUCAUAAGCGCGAUUUGCCAGCACAGGCGCAAAAGCCAGGACUGGGAUUGGGACUUGCAGCUACUAUGAAGCUACCUGUGUUGGAGGAGAUUGACUUGGAGACCGAGUCUGCAGGGAAUGGGGUGCGCAUUGUGAAGCACUGA